CAACAUGUCCUGGCUGGAUAUUCCUCACCGGCACCCGGCGAUCGUCGCGGAACACUGACAGGGGAGAGGUCUGUAUCAUGCUGCUUUGUAUUGCUUUGCAUAGUAGAGCAAUACAAAGCAGCAUGCUUACACAGUAAAUCGCACACAGCACAGUUUGUAAAACAGCACACAGUUAACCCUUUGAUUGCUCCAGAUGUUAACCCCUUCCUGCCCAGCGUCAUUAGUACAGUGUCGGUGCUUUUUAUUAGCACUGAUCACUGUAUUAGUGUCACUGGGGAUGUCAGUGGCAGUUAGUCAGUCCCCCCCCCCCCAGUGUCAGAAUGCCUGCCCCAGUCCCG
Molecule: messenger RNA, 338 nt
Organism: Staurois parvus
Lineage: Eukaryota; Metazoa; Chordata; Amphibia; Anura; Ranidae
Source: the annotation of a GenBank genome assembly